Paramecium sonneborni is the source of this 1210-nucleotide messenger RNA. NCBI's taxonomy places the organism in Eukaryota, Ciliophora, Oligohymenophorea, Peniculida, Parameciidae. The record is from the annotation of a GenBank genome assembly.
AUGAGAAAAAAUGAAUUUAUGAAUGAUGAAAUCAGAAAAUAAUGGUUUGCUAAUUGUAGAUCUAUUCAAGAAUAUGAAAGAUUAGAUAAACUUGGAGAAGGAACGUAAUUCUUAUUCAAUCUAUACAAAGUUAUGGAACUGUCUAUGCUGCAAAAGAUAAAAAGAAAAAUUAAGUUGUUGCCAUCAAAAAAGUUAAAAUUCAUGAUAGUAAUGAAGGAUUCCCUAUUACUUGUUUAAGAGAAAUUAAAAUAUUAUAAAGAUUAUCUGCACAUCCUAAUGUUGUCAAUUUAUUAGUAAUAAUUUAUUAUUUAUUUAAGGAAGUUGCUGUAGGACCUAUCAAAGAUAGUAUUCAUCUUGUAUUUGAAUAUUGUGCAAUAGAUUUAGCUAUUUUAGUAGAUAAUAUGUUUAUAGGUAAAAUACAUAUUGAUCUAAAGAAAAUUAUUCCUUUCGUGAAAAUGAAAUCAAAUGCAUUGUCCUUUAAUUAUUAAAUGGUCUUGCUUAUAUCAAUUCUAAUUUCAUUUUGCAUAGAGAUAUUAAACUAUCAAAUCUCCUAUUAACAAAUGAUGGAAUUGUUAAAAUUGCAGAUUUUGGUCUUGCCAGAGAAUAUGGUAAUUAAAAUAUAUUAAAUUAAGAAAUUCCAUAAAAAAAAUACACUAAUCCUGUUGUCACUCUUUGGUAUAGAGCACCUGAACUUUUAUGUUAGAUGAAUAAUUAUAAUACUGCUAUUGAUAUAUGGUCAGUUGGUUGUGUUUUUGCAGAAUUAAUUAAUAGAGGAUUUCCUAUUCUUUAAGUAACUUAACAAUUCAAAUCAAUAGGGUAAAUCUGAAGUUCAUUAAUUAUAAUUAAUGUGUGAAAUGUUAGGAUAUCCUUCAGCUACUAUUUGGCCAGAUUUACAUAAAAAUGGCAAUAAAUAGAUUUUAAAAGAAUUAGAAAAGUUUUAACAUUGCAGACCAAAUCUCUAAAAUGUUAUAAAGGAUGCAUCUCCAUAAGCUCUAGAAUUGAUAUCAAGAAUGUUAACUUGGGAUCCAGAAGUAAAAUUCAAUCUAUAAAAUAAUAGAAACGCAUUGGAAUCAUGGAGAGUCUAUUACAUUAAUAUUUCUAUACUAAUCCAAGACCUUCUAUGCCAGAAGAAUUAUCUAUUUUAAGACAAUUAGAUUAAUUAAAAAAGAAAAAUGCUGAUCGUGCUGAAAAGAAAAUUAAAAUAAAAUGA